AAAAAAAAAAAUUAAUUUGAUAUAUAAAGUGGGUGGCACAUUCGUGAGUGAGAUGUGAAAUGGAUGAUGUUAGGCUAUAAAACGACGACGUUCGAUGAAUCGGAGAGCAAUCUGAAGCUUGAGAAGAGUCCAUUGUCUCAACGACGAAUUCGAAUAUUCUCCUUUGGUUUCACUACACGUAUCGUUCUUCAAAUACCCUAUAGGCCCGUGGCUUCCACGUUUCAAUUGUGUGGCAUCUGAUGUAAAAAAUUGACAAAUUGAUAGGGUGUUUCCAAACUAGCCAUCUUCUUCGUCGCAGCCUCAUUUCCCUGCCUUAGAAAACGAAACGUUCAACUCCUUCGCUCUCCACUCCAAACGUCAUUCAAUUACCUCCAAAACACUGCGUUAGCUCUCCUCCGCCAUGGCGGGACUCUGCCGCCUGAAAUUGGCGGCGCCACUGCUGCUCCACCUUCGGAGACUCACUCUCAGCCGAUCUUUCGGUGCAGCCGCAGCAGCUCAACCACAAUUCAACGUCGAUUACCAUCGCGAGAGCGAGUACGAGCCUCUCCGUGGAUCGGCUGCGGCGUCGAUGGUAGAUUCUGAAGGUUCGGCGCCGAGCAGAGGAGUGCAGUGGGUGUUCAUAGGAAACCCCGGCGCAAAGAAGCACGUGUACGCAGGGAAACUCUCAAAGCUUCUACAGGUUCCUCACAUUUCAAUCGCGAGCCUCGUUCGGCAAGAUCUUCAUCCUCGUUCUUCACUUUACGAACAGAUUGCAAAUGCAGUGAACAACGGUAAACUUGUUCCGGAGAAUGUCAUAUUUGGAUUGUUGUCGGAGAGGCUGGAAGCUGGAUAUUACAGGGGUGAGUGCGGGUUCAUUCUUGAUGGAAUUCCUCGAUCUGUGAGCCAAGCGGAGAUCCUCGACCAACUUGCUGUCAUUGAUCUGGUUGUGAAUUUUAAAUGCGCUGAUGAUUUCUUCGUUAAAGACCGAGAAAGUGGCAUUUCUUCCCAUUGUAAUGAAUGUUGUAGCACAAACAACUCUGAUUCUGUAACCCUGGACAUUCCCACAAGGCCUGUUCAAGCAAAAAUUGCAAAAUCAGUCACUACUAGCAAGGAAGGUGCUUGGAAGGGAACAGUUCGGGUCUAUUUGGAGCAGAUCAAGCCACUAGAAGAUUACUACAGAAAACAGAAGAAGCUUCUCAACUUUCAAGUAGGCAAUGCACCUGGGGAAACCUGGAAAGGGCUAUUGGCCGCAUUACAUCUCAAGCAUGUAGAUGCUUAGCAUUCUUCACAGAAAUUGACUGCCGGAUUCACCAGUCAUUGAUCUUUGGACUACAUAUACUUUUCAUUGAGUUUUUGACAUUACUGUAACUACAAGUCAUGUAAAUGACAGGGUUAGCUUGAAGGUUCUGUACCAAAUAGUUCAAUAAUAUUGUCGGAGAUCUCAGUUUCUCUAAAAAUAUCAAAGAUGACAGUUUGUAAAUGUAGUUUUGGCAGUUAAAUGCAGAAGAAGCCAGAUUUUCAAGCUUGAA
This is a messenger RNA of Vitis riparia (riverbank grape), 1508 nucleotides long. Its product is annotated as probable adenylate kinase 7, mitochondrial. Gene Ontology annotation, cellular component: mitochondrion; cytoplasm. NCBI's taxonomy places the organism in Eukaryota, Viridiplantae, Streptophyta, Magnoliopsida, Vitales, Vitaceae. Gene Ontology annotation, molecular function: AMP kinase activity; ATP binding. Bases 401 to 1258 code for a protein of 285 amino acids. The transcript has 4 exons. Gene Ontology annotation, biological process: nucleobase-containing compound metabolic process. The record is from RefSeq and is a predicted model, not a curated record.